GCCACCGGGAGGAUUGAAGAAACCGGAAGGGGCGGGCCUACGGGAAAGGGAGGAGCGGAAGUACCCAACCACAGUCCGCGAGGAGAGAGCCGGGGGCCGCCAUCUUGGCGCCGCAGCUCCAGGGAGCCGCCAUCUUGGGGGAGCACACUGAAGACCUGCCAUCUUCGGUCUUCGUACGGACAGGACGCAGUUGCCAUCUUAAUCAAACACAUUCCUCCGCGGGCAUUUUUAGUUGUUGGGCGAAGGGUCUUUCUGCGCCUGCGUUCUCAUUGGCGCUCCCCGCCUUUCGUUCAAGCCCGUUUCUUUAAGCGGCGUGCGCUAAGCAUAGGCGUUAGGACUCCAACAAGGAUUCAGAGGCAAAAAUUAAACAGUCCCCUUCCCCGAGGAGUUUAUAUCCGUGAGGAGGGUGGAGAAAGCUAGCGUGCAGCAGGAACUGCAAGAGAUCGAGUGCUGGAUACAAAUUUAGGAUUUCUAAGACUUAAAUUCAUUCUCUCUUACCUACCAACUUUGUGAUUUUGGGCUGAAAACUCCAAGAAAAGAGAUCUAGGACCUCAGCUGGAUCUUCCACACUACUGCUGCCAGAGGCUGCUAUUUCUAGGAUAAAAGUAGGGAGAUGCAAGGGAGCUGGUGAAGAGUUUCUUUUUUUCCCUACAAUGGUUGACAGCACCAAGUAUGAAGUGGCUGCCCAGCAUGAUGAAGAUGCCCCUUCCUUGGCCAAUGGGCCCAGUUCAGGACCCGAACAGAUGAAACUGAAGAAGGAGAUCUCCCUGCUCAAUGGGGUGUGCCUGAUCGUGGGGAACAUGAUCGGCUCUGGUAUCUUUGUUUCACCCAAAGGGGUCCUCAUGUACAGUGCUUCCUUUGGUCUCUCUCUUGUUAUCUGGGCUGUUGGGGGCCUCUUCUCGGUCUUUGGAGCCCUUUGCUAUGCUGAACUGGGGACCACCAUCAAGAAGUCUGGGGCUAGCUAUGCCUACAUUCUUGAAGCUUUUGGGGGCUUCAUGGCCUUCAUCCGACUCUGGACUUCCCUGCUUAUCAUUGAGCCCACCAGCCAGGCCAUCAUUGCCAUCACCUUUGCCAACUACAUGGUACAGCCGUUCUUCCCCAGCUGUUUUGCUCCAUAUGCUGCUGGACGCCUGCUUGCAGCUGCCUGCAUCUGUCUUUUAACCUUCAUCAACUGUGCUUAUGUCAAAUGGGGAACAAUGGUACAGGAUAUUUUCACUUAUGCGAAAGUCCUGGCCCUGAUUGCAGUCAUCAUCGCGGGCAUUGUCAGAAUAGGCCAGGGACAGGCGACUAACCUUGAAAAUUCAUUUGAGGGAUCUUCAUUUUCAAUGGGAAAUAUUGCUUUGGCACUGUAUUCUGCUCUUUUCUCCUAUUCGGGCUGGGACACUCUCAACUAUGUCACCGAGGAGAUCAAGAAUCCUGAAAGGAACUUGCCCCUCUCCAUUGCCAUUUCCAUGCCCAUUGUCACCAUUAUCUACAUUUUGACCAAUGUGGCCUACUACACUGUGCUGAGCAUGACGGACAUCAUGGACAGUGAUGCUGUUGCUGUGACAUUUGCUGACAGAAUUUUUGGGAUGUUCAACUGGACAAUUCCCUUGGCUGUUGCCUUAUCCUGUUUUGGGGGUCUCAAUGCUUCCAUUGUGGCGGCUUCCAGGCUUUUUUUUGUGGGCUCACGAGAAGGCCACCUCCCCGAUGCCAUCUGCAUGAUUCACGUUGAAAGGUUUACUCCAGUGCCAUCCCUGCUCUUCAAUGGAGCCAUGGCACUCAUCUACUUGUGUGUGGAGGACAUCUUCCAGCUUAUCAACUAUUACAGCUUCAGCUACUGGUUCUUUGUGGGUCUCUCCAUUGUGGGGCAGCUCUACUUACGCUGGAAAGAACCCAAUCGACAUCGGCCCCUCAAGCUCAGCUUGUUCUUCCCCAUCAUCUUCUGCCUUUGUACUGUCUUCCUGGUGGCUGUCCCUCUUUACAGCGAUACCAUCAACUCCCUUAUUGGCAUUGGCAUUGCCCUCUCAGGCCUGCCCUUUUACUUCUUCUUUGUCAGAGUGCCAGAACACAGGCGGCCACACUUUCUGCGGAGGACUGUGGCUUUGGUCACCAAGUAUAUCCAAGUCCUGUGCAUGUCUGUUGCUUCAGAGAUGGAUUUUGAAGAUGAGGAAGAGAUGUCCAAACAACAAGGCUCCAAGUCUGACUAAUCAACAUUCUAACUUCUCCCCUCAUGAGACACUGAGGGCAGGGAAUUUCCUUUUUCCAGUGGCCAGGGCCAAAGGGAUGGGAUUGAAACAGCCUACCAAGUCCAGAAUCUGCUUUGGGACAUCUAUAGGAACCAUUUGAACUUAUUCUUUAAGAGAAGUGGAGAAUAAUUUAUUGUUUUUGUUACUAAUUGUUCAAGGUUUUUUAACUGUAAGAUUGGGGGUGAGAAGAAACAUGCCUUGGGUUUGGUUUUCCUAUUAAUUUUUCCUCAGGAGGAGGAAAAACAGGGGCAAGUGUCAGAAUGACUAAUCAGUAGCUGAAUUCUGCACCACCCACCCACCCCUUUUUCCCACUAAAGCCCACCAGGGCUAGCAAUGCUCCUGUCUGCAUCAGGGAGGAACCUGAUGGGCUGAGGGCACUUGUAGGACCAUCUUGGAUAACAAUAAAAGGGGAUACAGUGACCUCUUUAUUUGCACUGUCAGAUUUUCUCUUGGGAAGGUUCUGGCUGUGAUUUUCACAGAUGUGGUAUAUAGAUAGGGAAAAAAAUCUUGAUGCUCUAUAAGUGUCUCCCAGGUACUCCUUUUCCUCCAACCUUAAGACCAUAUGUUUUAUAUAGUCAGAUGAAAUUACUGUUUCGAAUGAGACUUAAAGAGAGUUAAAUUAUUAAAUGGUAAAAUGUUGAUUAAAAAGCUGACUUCUACCUCCACUGAAGGCAAACACGAAUUAUAACCAAAUUGGCAAAUAUCUCUCUUUCCUGGUCUUAAAAAAGUUACUUUCAUUAAUAAAUAUUUAUUUAGUUAGACCCAUCACCUGAAACAAUAUUGCAUGGGGUCUUUUUAGAGCCAUGCCUUGUGUAUGCUGUAGAUAAAGAUAAGGGAAAAUGUGACUGGGAAGUCUGCUGAACCCAGAGACGGAAGAUCAUGGUCCUACUCCCAAUUCUGACAGUUAGAAGCUGUAUGAUCAUAAGUCCAUUUCCUCAUCUGUAACAGGUGCAAAAUUAGAGUGAAUUAUCUCCCAGAGUUGGGGGUGAAAGUGUAGGACACAGACAUGAGCUAUUGAUUUAAUUAGAUCUGACUUCUCAACCAACUCAGGCAGAUACUUCUUCAAGCAAAGGUGACUAUUUUGCUGGAAAGUUUCUACAUGAAUGUAAAUGGAAUAAACAGAACUAUGGG
Molecule: messenger RNA, 3359 nt
Organism: Sarcophilus harrisii (Tasmanian devil)
Lineage: Eukaryota; Metazoa; Chordata; Mammalia; Dasyuromorphia; Dasyuridae
Gene: SLC7A7
Product: solute carrier family 7 member 7
Exons: 12
Coding region: 654-2189 (511 amino acids)
Biological process (GO): amino acid transmembrane transport
Cellular component (GO): membrane
Molecular function (GO): L-amino acid transmembrane transporter activity; basic amino acid transmembrane transporter activity
Source: RefSeq, a predicted model, not a curated record